This is a messenger RNA of Manihot esculenta (cassava), 2358 nucleotides long. Its product is annotated as ATP-dependent 6-phosphofructokinase 7. The transcript is spliced from 13 exons. Gene Ontology annotation, cellular component: cytoplasm. The record is from RefSeq and is a predicted model, not a curated record. Gene Ontology annotation, molecular function: 6-phosphofructokinase activity; ATP binding. Gene Ontology annotation, biological process: glycolytic process; fructose 6-phosphate metabolic process. NCBI's taxonomy places the organism in Eukaryota, Viridiplantae, Streptophyta, Magnoliopsida, Malpighiales, Euphorbiaceae. The coding region runs from base 442 to 2070 and encodes 542 amino acids.
UAUUGGAGCAAACGUCAACGGACAAAACGGUCGCCCCAAUCCGAUCAUUUUACCUUCUCUCUCUCUCUCUCUCUUCCUCGCUGUGCGCAAAAUAUUAAAUUUUCCGAUCUAGAAGUUCUAAAUUUAGCUUUUCCUUCCACGUUUUCUCUUUCUCCUUCACUCCCUAGAAACCCAAAACCACUGCUAAAAGCGAAACCAAGCAAUGGCCACCAGUUUUUUGUCUGCUUAUAUUCCCAUAUUAUACAUUUCAAACUCAUCAUUCAUCACCAACCAGUAGCUUCUUCUCUUCUUCUCUUCCUCUGCUUCUUCCUCUGUAUUUUUAGUUUAUUUUACUUUUUUGAUUUUUGUGGUCGUUUGUUUCCAUUUGGUCAGCAGUUUCUCCUAUAAGUAUGGGUAUCCCUGUAUUCGUAUAUUCAAACUCCCGUGUUUCUCUUUCUUUGCAUGGAUUCCAUUUUCUCUCCUAAUUUGUCGUCAAUCCCUUGUUUCAAAUCUCGUUUUCCUCGAACAUCUGAAUCUGGGUUUUUCACUUCCCGGAAUCUCUUUUCUUCCAUCAGUUUUAGUUCUUCGUCUUCGCGUUCAGGUUCUGGUUUUUCCAUAGCCGCUAUGUCUAACUCCAACUACGAGCCGAAGAUCAUCACCGGUGAUUAUGGUUACGUCCUUGAAGAUGUUCCUCACUUGACAGAUUACCUUCCUCAUAUUCCUACUUAUUCAAAUCCUCUACAAGACAAUCCUGCAUACUCGGUUGUCAAGCAGUACUUUGUCCAUGUGGAUGACACUGUUCCUCAAAAGGUUGUUGUUCACAAGGAUACUCCAAGAGGGAUACAUUUCCGACGUGCUGGACCACGCCAAAAGGUUUAUUUCGACUCGGAUGAAGUUCAUGCUUGCAUUGUAACAUGUGGGGGUCUCUGCCCUGGACUCAACACAGUAAUUAGGGAAAUAGUAUGUGGCUUGUACCAUAUGUAUGGCGUGAAGAGAGUGCUGGGAAUAGGUGGAGGAUACAGGGGCUUUUAUUCUCGAAAUACAAUUCCUCUGACACCUAAAUUUGUAAAUGAUAUUCAUAAACGUGGUGGAACAGUCCUUGGGACAUCACGAGGUGGCCAUGAUACUGCAAAGAUAGUUGAUAGUAUUCAGGAUCGAGGAAUUAAUCAGGUUUACAUAAUUGGAGGAGAUGGAACUCAGAAAGGGGCAGCAGUGAUAUUUGAGGAAAUUAGAAGAAGAGGUCUCAAAGUUGCAGUUGCUGGAAUUCCUAAAACCAUUGAUAAUGACAUUUCGGUCAUUGACAGAUCCUUCGGAUUUGACACUGCUGUUGAGGAAGCUCAACGUGCUAUUAAUGCAGCACAUGUUGAAGCUCAGAGUAUUGAGAAUGGUAUUGGUCUUGUGAAGUUAAUGGGUCGCUACAGUGGGUUUAUUGCAAUGUAUGCUACUCUUGCGAGCCGAGAUGUGGAUUGUUGCUUGAUACCAGAGUCACCCUUUUAUCUAGAAGGGGAAGGUGGCCUCUUUGAAUAUAUAGAGAAACAACUCAAAGAACAUGGUCACAUGGUUAUUGUAAUAGCUGAAGGUGCUGGACAGGAGCUGCUUGCUGAGACCAUGCAAUCAAUCCAGCAGGAUGCUUCAGGAAACAAGCUUCUCCUAGAUGUUGGGUUGUGGAUAUCACAGAAGAUCAAGGAACAUUUUUCAAAUAAUAAGCUGAUGCCUAUAAACCUCAAAUAUAUAGAUCCUACUUAUAUGAUUCGUGCUGUUCCAAGCAAUGCAUCUGACAAUGUGUAUUGCACACUUCUUGCUCAAAGUGCUGUUCAUGGAGCAAUGGCAGGAUACACUGGCUUUACAAGUGGUCUUGUCAAUGGCAGACAAACUUACAUACCAUUCCAUCGAAUCACAGAGAAGCAGAACAAGGUAGUUAUAACAGAUAGGAUGUGGGCUAGGCUUCUGUCUUCAACAAAUCAGCCUAGUUUCUGGUGUGCUAAAGAUUUGAUUGGAGAAAAGAAAGAGGAGAUUGGUAAAUUCAAGACAGAGAAAGAACCAAAAGAUGGGAAGUGUGCUGAAGCAAAGAAAGAGGUCAACUCCAAGUGAUUGAGAUUGAAAUUAACCAAAGUAUUCUAUUAAGAUUGUUAAUAUAAUAUAAUUACAGUGAUAGCUACCACUGGUUUCCUACCACAUAUGUUGGUUGUGUUAGAGUAGUGAUAUUCAGAGAGUUAGUUCUGCCCAUAGUUUUAUUCAGUGAACUAGGAAAUGGCAGUUCUUUGCUGAGAUAAAAUUAGUGUAUUGUAGUGAAUAAUGAAAAAGUUGCAAGCUCAUGCUCUGUACUGUUUUGUAUGUUGAAACGGUUAAAUUUAUAUACAUAUUUUUUAAAAAAAUACA